This is a messenger RNA of Ceratitis capitata (Mediterranean fruit fly), 7328 nucleotides long. Its product is annotated as longitudinals lacking protein, isoforms A/B/D/L-like. The coding region runs from base 5005 to 5664 and encodes 219 amino acids. The transcript has 3 exons. Lineage: Eukaryota; Metazoa; Arthropoda; Insecta; Diptera; Tephritidae. The record is from RefSeq and is a predicted model, not a curated record.
UUCAUCAAAAGAUUUGUGUAUAUGAAUGUAUGUAUGUACAUACAUUUGUAUAUACUAAAUAUGUAUGAUGUGCGAGGACAGAUGUAACUUCAAUAUAGUAUCCAGCUCAUCUCUCUGAGACACGUUAUCUUUUUAUCGUUUAAUGUAUACCCUUACAUACAUACAUAUAUUUACAAUAUCGCAUUGUAAGCGCUUUUAUGGGCUGGAAUAUUAACCAACUAAAUUUAUGCUUGGCUGUAAUUGUUAAACGAUAAUUUAUUGUUAGUUAUUUUAGAAUAUAUUAUUUAUAUAUAUAUAUGUAUAUAUAUAGAUAAUAAUUGUAGGUAAAAUUGUGAAAAAAAUGUGACACAAACACAUACUACAUACAAUAUGUCAAUAUGUAUGAAAGCCAAGCUCGCUAACGAUCAGCAAAUAUGUAAUCAUAAAGUAUACACAUAUGUACAUGUACAUAUGUAUAAUAUUAUAUAUAACAUGAAUGUUAGUCGAGCAUAAUAUGAAUAUACAUAUUUACGUAUGUACACAUAUAAUAUAAACAUAUAAACAUAUGAACUAACAGAAAGAUGGUAAGAGUGAAUCAGAAUCUUUCCUCUUUUUAUUAUACUGUAUGGUAGGUUUUAGUAAACAUACAUAUGUACAUAUGUAAAUAUGUACAUAUGAACAUAUGUAUAUACAUGUGUGCGUAGUCAACGAUGUGCAAUAGAUAGAUAAACGAUUUUAUUCAAAUAAGCAUACUUGUGUAUUUGCAAUUUUUUAGUCAUUUUUAAAUGUUUGGAAUGAAUAUGGAAAUGCACAGACAUUAAGGAGUUAAGGCUAUUGUGAUCUGCGUUUGAAAAACGUUUAGAUAAGCGUAAUUUUAUAAAUAUACAUACAUAUUAAAAAAAAAGCUCUUAGUGAUACAUUUAUAAAUACAUAUGUAGCAAAUAACUGUUCUUAAAUAACAAUGAUUAACAGGAAAUUCGAAAAAUGUAUAAAUCUUAUGUGAUAUUUAUUAACACAAAAAAUUAUCGAAAUUCAGAUAACUCUAUUCGGAAGCAUGAUUAGGCCAUUUUCAAACGAUUCAGUGGAAUUUAAUGCAUGCAAUAUUGAGAAUACAUCGAGCAACCAGGGUGACGUAAUUUGGUGGAACUGUUGGCUGAUGUAAUUUCCAGUAAACGUCAUCGAGAAGAUCAUUUUGCCAACUUUUUAAUUGACUUUCAAAAUCAUUGUCUCAAUUUCUAAAUGUAAGAAAACUAGUCAUCAGAGCGGAGCGAAGAGGGAGUGUCCAUUGAAUGGAUUCAAUUUGUGCUUCGGUGUUUUUUUUUUUUUUUAAAUAACAUUUAUUUACUUGUAAGUCUAUAUUCACGUGCACACUUUUGUAUAAUCGCAUACAUACAUUGUAUAUGAGCAUGCGCGAACAUGCUUUGUUCUCCUUAAGCAGCUUUUUAGUGAAUGGGUCCAUAAUACGUGUAGAUGAAAAUAGUCCUUCCGCAAAAAUCAAAUAAUUAUGAGCAUAGCGCAUUUCUAUAUUCUAUUAGCUUAACAAUUUACUGCAGAUAUAAAAACAGAAUCAAUUUUAUUUUUACCGAAAUGAACAUAUAAUUUUUUCAAAGAAACCCAAAGUUUUGACCCUGAAAAGUCAACACAAAUUAAAUAAAAAUGAAAAACAAUAACAACGUGGAGAAUUGAGGAACAUUUAAAUUGUGUACUUAAUCCGAGGAAAAGAUGAAAAAUAUUUGUUGGUGCUUUUAUUUGACGUUCAAGCAGGCAAUUGAGCAAAUCAGUUUGUGUGAAUAUACUUGCCGGUUUUGGAAUUGUAUGUAUGUAUAUAGUCUUGUUUACAUCUGUUGCUAGCUCCUAAAAUUGUUAAUACCGCUAAACAAUUCCUGGUAGCUCGUAUGUCUCACGUAAAUUGUUUAUUAGAACAGUAUGAAUUUUUAUUGGAAUGAUACAUUUACUUACUUAAAAUAUGAGUAAUAAUUUGACAUUUAACUUUUUACUGACGUACCGCUCGUCCCCCUAAUACCCUUCAAUUCCAUUAAAGCGCUCACAAAAAGGUUAGGAGUAAUUAAGUAGGUUAUACAAAUUUGGGUACAUGAUUAAGUUGAUUCAAAAAAUGUGUGAUAAAUAACGAAUAACGUUACUUCGUCGAUGGGAAAAAUAAAUUUUUUUUUUUUUUACAAAAUUACCUGUUGGGAAAAAGUUCAAUUACUCAUCUUUUAAAAAAGUUACUUAACAAGUGUGUAAAAAGAUAUAAAAUGUAAUUAUAAAUAAUUUGGUCAGUAUUUCAAUUAUUAUGAUUUUUUUGGUUACUAUAUUUUCUCGUUAUUUUUUAAGAACGUAUUUAUGAGAGUAUAUGAAGGCAAUUGAAUGUAGCUUGAAGCGUUUCAUGGAUAAACCAUAAUUUUUUAUAUGUAAUAAUUUUGAAGAUAACUAGUCAAAUGUAUAAAUAUAUUGAUAUAAAAGAAAUUCAUCUCAUAUUGAAUUUGUCCCUUCAUCCACCCAAAAUAUUCCUUAUCACAUGAAUAAAACAGCCUUGAAAAUCAAUAAAUCAUAUAUUCUUUAUAGUUUUAACAUAUUUAAUUAAUAAACAUUAAACUUAAGUUCUUAUUCAAUCGUUGAUCUUGAAGGUUGUGGUCUUUUCGUUGGUUUUUAUGUAUUAAUUUAAGAUAAUAUUUUCUAAAUUUAAAAAUAAAUUGAUAUAAGCAUGGGUGUAUGUACAUAUAUUUGUAUCAUACAUAUGUGUACAUGCAACAAGAUGUAUGCAAGUUCUGUUCUAUGCAGGAAUUAUUGAUUUUUUCGACCUCUCGUAAAUACAUACUUACAAUAUAUUGAUACAAAUAUUUUUUAUUGAUGUUUGUGUUUUUGUUUUUCUUAUAAUAACUAGAUGUACAUAUUUCGAGCAUCAUAUAGGCCUAUGUACAUACAUAGGUAUAUAAUGUAUGUAUAUUUUGUAUGUAUGUAAUUAGUCGCUGAAGAAAGAAGGUAAUAUCUUCAAUAUGUGCAAUAGCUAUUAUAUGUGAUAAUAUGAAACUAAUAUAUGUAUGUAGUUUAUUAUUCUUAUUUUAUUAAAUUAAAAUUUCAUUUUGUUUUGAAACAACAAAGAAGUCCAUGUUAUUUUAUGGCAAUGAAAGAUAUGUAUUUAAGUAGUAAGUGCAUAUACAUGUACUAUAUGUAUGUAUAUAUUCGGAAUAUAUAAUAUGUAUGAAUACAUUUAAGUUAGUUGUACGAUCAAAACUCAUCUUUCCCCUUUAGCGAGUGUUGUUAAAGUUUAUUGUGGCAAAAAGUUUAACAGCACAAAUUUAACAAACUAAACAAAAUAUUUAUGACCAAAAUUGCUUUUGUACGAAAACACACAAACACACACACACACACACACACCAGCUUGAUAAAUGUAAAAUAGCAAAUUAGUUUUAUUUAUAAUUAUUUUCGCUUAAAUCGAUGGCAUAAAUAAAACUAUACAUACAUAUAUACAUAUGUGUGUUUGUCAAAAUAAUCAUUGUGUGUAUUAGGUAUAAUAGAAAUGAAAAUAUGCAUACAUCAGAUUGGUAGGCGGAAAUAUCUAAUUGAAUACAAAUGUGAAUAUAAACAAAUUGAAACAUCAGGUAUAUAAGUAUAAUCGGUACAUAUUAGGGAUAACUGUUAUAUUCAGUGAAUACCAUACUAAUUGUACAAUAUACAUAUAUGUAUAUAUUUGUAUGUGCAUUUUCUGUUAUAUAACUAUAAAUAUGUAUGUAUUGUGCAUACACAUAUGCCGUUACCACUUUUAUUUCGCAAUAACAUAUUUAUCUAAUGAGCUGUGAAUACAAAAAUAGUUAAAUAAGAAAGCGAAAGAUGAAAUAGCGAUAAAAAUAUCUUAUGUGAUUACAUACUUGUGAUUGUAAUUAAAACUUAACAUUUUCCAAAAAAUUUUCAAUGAUUUACAAUGACGGCCUUGACAAUGCGAAUUUCGCAUUUGCGUGAAAAUGAAUUAAAUUAGUUAAACUUACAUAAAAUACAUACAAUAAUACGAGAAAAUGUUCGUCAUGAAAGCGUUUUAUAUUUUAGUCAAGAAUUAUUAUGAAACAAAGCAAUUUCCUAGGCAAUUUACCAGCAUAAAAGAAUUCACAAUUACUAAUUUUUGGCACAUGAAUUUGCAAUGUGGCUCAUACACACCAGAUGAAUUAUUUAUUUAGGCUUUUUUAAAGAAUAUGUACGGCGCAAAAACCAACAUGAAAAAAUUGCAUAGUUGAAAUGCCCCACCCUUGUGAAAAAAUGCCUUUUGAAAACUGUGAAAUGCGAAUGAGCAUAAUUUUAUACAAAAAACAUAGAUAAUUAAGAAACGUUUCACCGUUAAGAAAUUUUGUCUGUCGUACAUGAUGUCGAUGUCGAUGUUGUAUAGGAAAUAUGGCAUGCUUUAUUCAAAUGAAAUGAAAUAGUUUAAUGUGAACUUGACGUAAAAAAAUAUUAGUUCGAACUAUUGUACGAAUUAUUCGUUGAUAAUGAAUAAAUGGAAAAAUGGAAAAAUGGAAAAACACAAAACAAAGAAACAAAGAAACAAACCGUUGUAAUGUUGCUUGCACUUAUGAACUACUUAAUUUGAAAAUAUUUAACUAAACAAAAUUAAAAUUAGAGUAUUAAGAAAACGAAAUGCCUACAAACAUAAAACACAAACUUCACCUUAAUUCAAAACUAUUCAAAUAUAUUAAACAUUUAUAUUUAAUUGUUGUAGCCGCUGAAACGAAAGUAACUAUCUAAAAAGUAUGCAUACUUAAAAAACGAAUAAAUAUAGAAAAUGCAAAAUGUAUAAGGAGUUUUAUUUCAAACUGAUCGAAUUUACUCGAAAGAAAAUGAAGUUCAAAGGAAAAUAUGCACAUGUAAAAGGUUCCCGGAUACGCUUUUAGAACAACUAAACUCUAGCACGGAAGUGCGGAGUCGCUAUUCUCUGGAAAUGCUUUCAACACACUUCUAUAUGGGCUUGUGGUCUUAUAGGCUGCAUUUAUAGGCUGGAUAUUGAAAUUGGAUGCUACUGUAGAAAUUAUCCAAGACAUGUAUCCAAUCCUUGGGAGUCUACUGGGCGUUGACACAACCGUAACUGGCUCGGGCGCUAACCUACCGGGGAUAUCAGGGUCUGGUGGUUUCAAUGUGCCCCCUUCCCGCCGACUCGUGCCGCCUGUAAAUGAUUUGUAUGCAUAUCUUAAUAAUAACAGCAGCGGCGCGGCAUCGUUGCUUCAACGCGAAAGUUUUAUGCAGUGCAAGCAUUGCAAUCGCUUUUAUAAAUCUCAUCAGAAAUUGCAGGAACACGUGCGCAAGUAUUGCCUUAAGGAGAAGAAGUACAAGUGCAUUUCGUGCGAAUAUCGUUCGCGCCGGAAGGAUCACGUGCUCCGGCAUGCUAAACGCAAACACUGCGACUUGUAUGCAGCUUUGCGCGACAACGAAGAAAGUCUCUACGAAAUACGUACCGAAGAAGAAGGAGAUGAGCAAUCUAGAUACGAAGACAAUACAGUCGACCACGACGGUAUCUAUGGUGAUGGUGAUGGUGCUAAUGGUGGCGAAGGGGUCGAUGUCGUUCCAGUUAGUGCACUAGUCGAUGUAGAUCAUUUCAAUUUCGGCUUCGGCAGCAGAGAACUAACAAUUACCGCUGUACCUAUAUUACAAGACAGUGAAGAUGAGGACGAUGACGAUAAUUAUGAAGACGAAGAUGAAUGAAAGGACGAUAGGAGAGAUGCUUGUAUUAAUCAAAGUUAACGUUUAGUGCAGUUGAAACGGAACUCAAGCGAGUAUAGCAUAUUUUCGAUGUACUGAAGUUUCAUGCGGGGAAAGAAGCUAAAAUAGCUCUCAAAUAUCCUCGAUAAAGUUUUUACUCAAAAUGAUCAGCGGCAUUAUGAAAUGAAAUGUACAUACACUGCUUAGAUUGUUAGAAUUAUCAAAUGUUCAUUAUCGACGGACAUUUUCGUUCCCUGUGUCUCACUUUCCAUGAUAUACUAUAUCGGCGCUUCAGCUGCUUGCAGCCUUUUUUUUUAUAAGAUAUGCGUAGUAUAAUAGAUGUGUAAAUUGUAAAUUCAUGUAGAUAAGUAUGUGGGCAUGAACAUUUAUGUAGAUGCGCACUUUAGAAGAGGUGAUAUUUAUGCGAAUGAAGGAAUUAUUUAUAUACAUUUCGAUUUUCGACAGCUCAACAAAUAUAUGAAGACAAUUGCUCAAAGCCUACCAUCCACAACACAACAACAUACAUAGAUAUUUUCUGCCCCUUUUCGCCCUAAUAUGGGACAAACACGCACAUAAACGUAACUCAUAAUGUAUUUGAAUAUAUCUUUCUUCACAUCUUUAUUCGCAGCAUACAAAAUUUUUGAGAACCUCCGAAGUUAGCUUUCGGGGGACACAAUUUUUUACGAGUUACUGUGUUUGUAAAGCGAAGGAUAAAUGAAACGCGGAAGUAUAGUAUUGGUAGAUUGUUACCGACGCUUGAAUUUACCCUAACUACGAUGGAAAGGGGACAUGGUGAAUAAUUGUUCCUUAAGUAACUUUUUGCAAACUGUUUUUCGGAAAAAUUAUAAAAAGUAAUUUUCGCCACCAUACGAUCUGCACACAUGCACACUUUGAAAUUAGAAAGAAAAAAAUGACCUUAUCUAUAAAAAGCUGUAUAGCGUAAAUUUUCUUAAUAUAUUUGAACAUACUCUUAUGUAUACACAUUCAUAUAAACAUAUGUACGUAUGUAUUGUAUGUUUGGGAGUUAACUUCUCAGGGAAUUCAAGGCUUAAGCUGACUUUGUUGCAUAUUUAUGUAUGUAAUUUGUUAGAUAUGGUUAAAAUACCAAAAUAUUUUAUGUGCUAAUACAAAUACACAUACAUACAUACAUAUUUAUAUUGUGGUUUUGCAUUUUACCACACUGGUUCACUGUUAUGUACAUUUCUGUAUUUUUUUUUAGUAAUUUUAUUUUAUAUGUAUACACACACAUAAAUAAUUGAUUGAUUGAUAUAUUCAAUAAUUUUAAUUUAAUGUCAAUAAUUCUUGCCAUUUAUUUGCGAAUAGUAUGUACAAAUAUAUAUUGUAUAUGUAUAUAUUUUAUGUGAUAAAUCCACUUCCUUAGAGUAACCUACGCAUACAAUAUAAAUGUGCGAGCGGCAAGCUAUUCAAAUUAUCCUAAAUAUCAACAUAUUUUGCUAAAAAUAUCCUACGCACACCAACAAUUUCAAAAUCUUAAACAGGUGUCUGGAAUAAAUUAAAGAAACGGAUACACUUCGUAAUGCUACUUAGUAAACAUUAAUAUCUAAAACAAAAUCUAAUUAAAUCAUAUAAUAAUAAAUCUCUCGAGUAGUCAAAUAAAUGGGAUUUUUUGGAGUGGGAUAAUAUCAAAUAAAUAUUUAUCGACGGAA